AUGUGGGAAAGGCGCUUUUUACCGCCCGAGCCGCAAGGCCCGCUCGCGUCUGUGGCGGCAGACCUCCUUGUCGUGCACGGCAUCUGCCCCCCGCUCUCCGCGCCUCUCACCUUGAACUGUUUUCUCUCUUCUCCCGUCUCUUCGCCUCGCUCUCUCGCGCGUCGCCGCUCGUCUCUUCCGCCGACAGAGGCGCAGACUCCGCCGAGCAGUGGAAAGGCGCCGAUCGCUGCGUUGUUUUCUUCGCCGCGUCUCUCUCUCGCCGUAUCGCCUUCGCGUCUCCAAAGUCUACCUGCGUCUUCUCCCUUCACCGACCUCGACGUACCGAGCUGCAUCUCAGGGCACAGCGAACGCCAGACAAACGCCACCGCGCCUCUCUCUUCCUCUCCUUUCUCGCCUUCCUCUCCUUUCUCGCCGUCCUGUCCUUCUUCUUCGGGUCUUGAUCUGCGGAGCAUUUGCUCGUGCUGUUGCGGUCGUCGUGAAGCGAGGGAAGAGCGAGAGCGUGCAUCGCUCUCUGGUUCUCGGUUUUUUCAGGAUGAGGAGACGCUUGAGAGGAAGAGCGGGAAUGUUUUGCUGCAUCAGCCGCAAGCAGGAGACGUUUCUCGCACGCAACCUUCGGGAGGCGACGGAGACGACUGCGGGAGAGAGCAGCGAGAAAGACAGCGAGCGGACCGCCUCGCAUUUCUCUCGCGCGGUUCGUGCGCGUAUCCGCAGGAGGGGAGUCUCUUCUUCGCCUCUCACAGGCCGCGGAGCGAGCGCAUCGUUUGCUGCAUCUGGACAAAACGCGACGGCGAAGAAGGGUGCUGCUGUCGACGCCGCAACGCCGCAGAGGCAGCUCGCAUGUUCGAGAGCGCGUGUGCGGCCGAGGAGGCGCAUGGGGAAGAACGCGAGCAAGAGCACAGGGAGGAAGAAGCGCAGACGCCCUUCACAGACGAACGCUGCGCUGCACACUCUGCCCCGCGUCGUCCCUCGUCCUCUCUUCAUGCUGUCCUAAGUGGUGGAACCACGGAAUCCGAACGCCGCUGUACAUACACCCGGGAAGCGCGGAGCCGCAGAGCGGAUCGAGGACCGUGGAAGAGACAAAAAGAAGGGAGAGAAGAAGAGGGAAACGAGGAGGACAGAGAAGAAGAAGAGGGAAACGAGGAGGACAGAGAAGAAGAAGAGGGAAACGAGGAGGACAGAGAAGAAGAAGAGGGAAACGAGGAGGACAGAGAAGAAGAAGAGGGAAGCGAGGAGGACAGAGAAGAAGAGGGAAACGAGGAGGACAGAGAAGAAGAAAGAGGAGAAAGACGAGAAAGAGACGGAGCAAGUUUUCGAGAGGCGAUUGAAAGCUGUUCCACGGAGGGACGUUGCUGCACGCGCCGCAUGCAAGAAAAGCGAUGGAGUGUGACACUACACCAGCAACUGAGAGAGGAGGGCGUCUCUGCUUUGCUCUGGUUCCCGGUUCUCCAGGACGCGGCGCCUCACCUCUUUGUCGGGUUCAACAGCGCAGCCGAGGAGAUCGUCGCCGUGGCCACAGCUGGGGCCCUCCGCCGAGCCGUCUUCUCUCCACGUCGGUCUCCGCCUCCGCGCUCAGAGGCCGCGCCGGAGGCUGAAAGACACGGAGACACUAGGGGCGAGGCAGGGCGCGGCGGCCUCGAAAGUUCCUCCGAGAGACAGCGAGAGAGGAGAGAAGAGAGCGGAGACGAGACAGACGAGAGAAAAGACGAGGCAGAAGAGAGACAACGAGAUACGUGCGCCGAGAGUGCGGUGGAGCGUGUCUUCCUUAGGUGCGGAGCAUCAAUAAAACAGAAGAAGAGGGAAACAGAGAGGCACGAAACGCUGAAAAGUGCACUCCGGGAGAGUUCUUGA
Neospora caninum is the source of this 1848-nucleotide messenger RNA. RefSeq lists its product as hypothetical. Lineage: Eukaryota; Apicomplexa; Conoidasida; Eucoccidiorida; Sarcocystidae. The record is from RefSeq and is a predicted model, not a curated record. The transcript is spliced from 3 exons. The coding region runs from base 1 to 1848 and encodes 615 amino acids.